Camponotus floridanus (Florida carpenter ant) is the source of this 2615-nucleotide messenger RNA. RefSeq names its product probable glutamine--tRNA ligase (gene GlnRS). Gene Ontology annotation, biological process: translation; glutaminyl-tRNA aminoacylation. Gene Ontology annotation, molecular function: glutamine-tRNA ligase activity; ATP binding. Gene Ontology annotation, cellular component: cytoplasm; cytosol; aminoacyl-tRNA synthetase multienzyme complex. The transcript has 10 exons. The coding region runs from base 120 to 2465 and encodes 781 amino acids. NCBI's taxonomy places the organism in Eukaryota, Metazoa, Arthropoda, Insecta, Hymenoptera, Formicidae. The record is from RefSeq and is a predicted model, not a curated record.
CUCUUAUCAUUCAAGAAGAGGCUAUGAAUGCACGUGCAUGUGAUUGCAUGUGAAUGGCAUGAAUGGUACGAUCGUGGUCUAUUCGAUAGAGUUUUAUUUUGCAAAUAAGAAGAAAUAAAAUGCCGGCGGGAAACGAGAACGACGUGAAACUAUUUCAAACGAUCGGUCUGAGUGAGCAGAAGGCUAAGGAAACUUUAAAAAAUGGAAACGUCACGAAGAAUCUCAAACUGGCCAUAGAUGAGGCAGUUAAACAUGGUCCUGUUCCUCAAGAUAUUGGCGUUUUACUAUAUCAUCUAGCUUCCAAGAUUAAAAAUCAAGUUGUAGAUAAGAUACCAUUUAUUAUUAAUUAUAUAAAUGAAAAGAAGCUGGAUACUGUGCAGAGAAUUGAUGCUGCAUUGAGUUAUCUGCUGGCUAAUUUAAAUAAUCCCCUCAAUGUAGCAGAAUUUGAGGAGUUUUGCGGUAUAGGAGUGGUAGUUUCACCUGAACAAAUAGAGGAGGAAGUAGAGAAAAUCAUAAAAGCACAUGAAAAAGAGAUAAUAGAAAAGAGGUACCGCUUUAAUUCUGGUCCACUGAUGCAACAAGUACGCAACAUUCUAAAAUGGGCAGAUGGUAAAGCAGUAAAGAAUGAAUUCGAUAUUCAACUCCUCUAUCUAUUGGGCCCAAAAACUGAUGCUGAUUUCAUACCAGUGUCUAAAAUGAAACAGCCAAAAGAUAAACAAACAAAAGCUAAAAAAUCUGAAAUUGUAAAAGAAGAACAGAAAGAAGUAUCGAAUGGAGAAAGGAUAGAAGCACAAACUAUAAGUGAACUCAUGAAGACCAAGAUUCACUUUCAUAAACCCGGGGAAAAUUAUAAAACCGAGGGAUAUAUCGUGACGCCAAACACGCAUCGUCUAUUGCAGGAACACUUGAAAGCAACUGGUGGUAGAGUGAGAACUAGGUUCCCACCAGAGCCUAAUGGAAUUUUACAUAUUGGACAUGCAAAGGCUAUUAACAUCAAUUUUGGGUAUGCUGCUGCACACGAUGGCAUGUGUUAUUUGCGAUACGAUGAUACAAAUCCUGAAAAGGAAGAGGAGAAAUUUUUCACUGGGAUACGAGAGAUGGUAGAAUGGCUCGGUUAUAAACCGGCCGCGAUCACGCAUUCAUCGGACUAUUUCCAGCAGUUGUACAAAUGGGCUGUGGAACUUAUAGAAAAAGGCUUAGCUUAUGUUUGUCAUCAAUCGAGCGAAGAAAUGAAGGGUUUCAAUCCUCCGCCAAGUCCUUGGCGUAAUAGGCGGAUCGCAGAGAGUUUGCAACUAUUUAAUGAUAUGAAAGAUGGUUUGUUAGAAGAGGGAGAGGCAACUUUGCGCAUGAAAGUGACUUUAGAGGAAGGCAAGCAGGAUCCUGUCGCGUAUAGAAUAAAAUAUUCACCGCAUCAUCGAACCGGUGAUCAGUGGUGCAUUUAUCCUACUUAUGAUUACACUCAUUGCUUGUGCGACAGUAUGGAAAAUAUCACUCAUUCUCUCUGCACGAAAGAAUUCCAAUCGCGAAGAUCAUCCUAUUAUUGGCUUUGCAACGCCUUGGACAUUUAUUGCCCUGUGCAAUGGGAAUAUGGGCGAUUAAAUGUCAAUUAUACUGUAAUUUCUAAAAGAAAAAUUGCCAAAUUAAUAGAAGAGGGAAUAGUAUCAGAUUGGGAUGAUCCCAGAUUAUUUACAUUAAGUGCACUACGUAGACGUGGAUUUCCGCCAGAAGCCAUAAAUAAUUUCUGCGCUCAAAUGGGUGUAACUGGUGCACAAGCGACCGUCGAUCCAGCAGUGCUGGAAGCAUCUGUUAGGGAUGUCCUAAAUCUUACAGCUCCGCGAUUUAUGGUUGUUCUAGAGCCCAUUAAAUUGACUAUAAGAAAUUUCCCUCACAAAAAACCUCUAAAAUUGACUGUACCCGAUUUCCCUAACGAACCAGAGAGAGGACAUCAUGAAAUUACAUUUAAUGAAAUCGUAUACAUAGAAACCUCGGACUUUAAAGAGAUUGAAGAGAAAGGGUUUAGACGCUUGACGCCGAAACAACCUGUAGGUUUGAAGCACGUAGGCGUCGUGGUGACGUUUGAAAAUAUCGAGAAAGAUGCCAGUGGCAAUAUCAUAAAUAUAACGGUUAGACAAGAUCCUGUUUCAGAAAACAAUAAACCAAAAGCGUUCAUACAUUGGGUGUCAAGUCCAGUAUUGGCAUCUGUUAGAUUGUACGAGCGUUUAUUCAAGCACAAAAAUCCUGAAGAUACAAAUGAAGUGCCCAAUGGAUUUUUAAGUGACAUUAAUCCCAUCAGCAAAAAAGAAAUUGUAGCAUAUAUGGAUGAGAGUUUAUCUAAAACGGCAAAAGUGUACGAUAAGAUUCAAUUCGAACGUAUAGGCUUUUUCUCGGUCGAUCCCGAUACCAAGCCUGGAAAGCUUGUUUUCAAUCGCACUGUAACGUUAAAAGAAGAUGCAGGAAAAAUAUAAAUGUAUUUUCAGAGAAAGUUUUAUAUUAAACAACACCAAAAGAGAAUAAUAUUUGCUACUACUUUUAUCAUUCUUUUUAUACUGUUUAUGAAAUGUGAGCCAAAAGACCAUAUGCUUUAGUAAAUGAUGAUAAAUAAUUUUAUUUCAUAG